Molecule: messenger RNA, 510 nt
Organism: Nannizzia gypsea CBS 118893
Lineage: Eukaryota; Fungi; Ascomycota; Eurotiomycetes; Onygenales; Arthrodermataceae
Exons: 2
Coding region: 1-510 (169 amino acids)
Source: RefSeq, a predicted model, not a curated record
AUGACAUGCAUCAUCGGAUACCGCAGAACAGGGGCUGAUCCCGCAGCAGCAGACGAGAACGAGACGCAAGCCAGCGCGAGCGAGAACCAGCUGGAUGGCGCCAGGCUAGGUAACAAGCCCCUCGUCUGUGCUAAGGGCCCUAUAUCACCACCGGGUGUAACACCUUUAAACACAGCUUUCUCUGUGGCCGAAGUUUACUACGGAGUGCGAGUUGCAGGGCCCACGAUCGAUGUAAUUUACUGGCGUACCAGGCCUGUACCACUCGCUCGCUGCCUUGUUGGUCACACCGACAAUUCCGUGCUCUCCUUCCUUACCUCUGGCCAUCUUUGCUUCUGUUUUCUUUUCUUCUUCCUUCCGCUCCCUUUUUCUGCUCAUCGUAUCCUUCCCCUCUCUCUUAAGCACGACGAGGGCCUGUCAAAAUACCGACGUUCUCGGGUGGUGGACAUGGACGAAUCCUGCGGAGCCCUAUCAUCAAACAAUUCAGGGGCAGACAUGUUUCUUCUCAGCUGA